Ananas comosus (pineapple) is the source of this 2036-nucleotide messenger RNA. Its product is annotated as protein NUCLEAR FUSION DEFECTIVE 4-like. Gene Ontology annotation, cellular component: membrane. The record is from RefSeq and is a predicted model, not a curated record. NCBI's taxonomy places the organism in Eukaryota, Viridiplantae, Streptophyta, Magnoliopsida, Poales, Bromeliaceae.
UUAAAUACAUCGCCGAGCUGUUCGUAAUUUUCUCAUCCAGGGCCCAGAAAAUUCUCAUCAUGCCUUCUUCCUCUCUCCAUUGGCUGAGUUUGGUUGCAACCAUCUGGCUCCAAACCAUCAAUGGACCAAAUUCUGAUUUUGCUGUCUACUCGUCGCAGCUCAAAGACAUAAAACACUUCUCCCAGGUUCAGCUCAACAUGCUUGCUUUUGCUUCUGAUGCAGGGAAGCUCUUCGGCUGGUUCUCCGGAAUCGCAGCCAUUUAUCUCCCACUAUGGCUUGUUUCAGUAAUCGGCGCGGCUUUCGGGCUCGUCGGUUACGGCGUCCAGUUUCUGUUCCUGGAGAAUCCUAAACUCUCCUACUGGCAUCUCUUUCUACUAACUUCUCUAGCAGGAAAUGGCAUUUGCUGGAUCAACACUGUUUGCUACCUCUUAUGCAUCAGAAACUUCCCUUACGACCGCCGUGCUGCCGUCGGGAUAUCGACAAGCUACGUGGGGCUAAGCGCGAAGGUCUACACGGUCGUGGUCGACGCGAUCUUUCGCCCGAAGGAUAACUCCACAGCUAAGUCAUAUCUCCUCCUCAAUGCCAUAUUCCCCUUGCUAGUUACCCUACCAGUCUCGCCUUUCCUCCGAGUGUUCGACGCUGAAACUCGAGUAAGAUUGAGUACUGGGUUUCUCGCCUUAUUCGUUAUCACAAUAGCAACUGGGGUCUGCGCAAUUGUGGGCAGCAUUGGGUCUGCUUCAACUGGCCUUUCUUCGCGACAUCUUAUGCUGAGCCUGGCAAUUCUCUUGCUUUCUCCUGUGAUUCUGCCUCUGGUUGUCAAGCUUAGAGAGAGAGCCAUAACUGUAUGGAAGGAUAAGAAGGAGAACAGAAUCCAUGAUCUGACACUAGACGAGGUAGAAGCAGGGGAGGGAUCUGCAGCAGAAGUUGAGAUGAAGGAAGAAGAGACGAACGAAGUCGGCACAGAAGAAGGGAGGGAAGAAGUUGGUGGCCUCAAGAUGCUGAGGAAGGUAGACUUCUGGCUCUAUUUCUUCGGUUACAUGUUCAGCGCGACGUUAGGAUUGGUGUUUCUGAACAAUCUGGGGCAGAUAGCGGAGUCUCGCGGACUCACUGAUGCUUCUUCAACUCUGGUCUCGUUGUCGUCGUCGUUCGGUUUCUUCGGCCGCCUCGUCCCUUCCUUCUUAGACUACUACUUAUCAAAAGCCGGUUAUGCGGCAUCGAGAUCGGCGUCGAUGGCAGCAUUGAUGGCCCCGAUGUCGGGGGCCUUCUUCAUGCUUCUGGCCCCGCGGCCGUCCUUCUUGUACGUCGGCACGGCCGUUAUCGGGGCAUGCACGGGGGCAAUCACAACGAUCGCCGUCUCGGCGACGACCGAGCUGUUCGGGACGAAGCAUUUCGGCGUGAACCACAACAUCGUCGUAGCGAACAUUCCGGUUGGCUCUCUGAUCUUCGGCUACUUCGCUGCUUUUGUUUACGAGAAGGGAGCUGAUGGUGAUUACAGUUGCUUCGGCACCCAUUGUUAUAGCAAAACGUUCGUCGCCUGGGGCUCUACUUGCUCUCUCGCAACUCUACUAUGUACAAUUCUAUAUUUUCGCUCGCGCAAAUUUUCCGUAAGAACUACUUAAAAAGUAAUCAAUAUAUAUAUAGCUAGGUUACCAAUAGUUUUGAGUCUAAAGAACUGGUACGUUUACUUGUUCGUUUGCUUAUACACCACCAUAGCUCCUGUGCUUUUAAAAGCAUCAGAACAUUCAUGCUUGUGAGUUUUUUUUAACUGUCAGAUCAGUUUAAGAUUCGUGCAGCACUAUUAAUGAUGUAUCCCGUUAAGCCUUCUUUAUUAGUACUGCACAAAUCAUAAGGUGAUUCGACAGCUCAAAAAUUACAAGCAUAGAUGUUCUUGUGCUUUUAAAAGCACAAGAGCAAAGAAUAGACAUACAGUAUCUUCUAACUUUCCUCUUUUGUCGAGAUAUUAUAGGAAAAGCUCAUGUACAACAGUUAAAUCAUAAGGAAUUUAAUUAAUAAUACUGAGCAUAUAUUGUGAAGAA